AUGACGGGGGACGUUGUCCCAGCUGCUCCCAUCUCAACCGUUGUGGAGUCCGUGGAUCUGGAGUGUCCCAUCUGCUACCAGGAGUACAACCAGCACAACAAGUGCCCCCGGAUGCUGGAGUGCCUCCAUGUUUUCUGCUCAGARUGCCUCCAGAGGAUCCAGCUCAGCCCCUGUGACCCUGCAGACACACGCAGCCAGUUGGCCCUCCCCUGUCCACUUUGUCGCCAUUUAACCCCGUUGGAAAGGGGCGAUACCCUUGCCUUACCCUUCAAUUCCCGCAUCCUGUCCAGGCUGCCCCUGAGGGCCCUGCGGACGCCCCCCACCGCGGCCUCCUUGGCUUCCCACAUGGCCACGGUCACCCAGAGGGUGGUGCUAUCCCUGGAGCGGGGCGGCAGCAGCAGGGACAACCAGCUCAUCCUCCUGCCCACCGUCAGCCUGCAGGUGCAGCAGAUGCACCCGGGUCGGCAGUACGGGCCAGCGCCGGGCCUGGUGGGCGAGGAGGAGGUCAUCCAACAGAGCAAGAGGACACUGAUGUGCGUGCAGCUGCUGGCCGCCAUCUUCUGGGUGCUGUUCGUCAUCACCUGCGUGGUCACCGUGGUGUUCGGACCACAGCUCUUCAAAUGGAAGUCCUGA
Austrofundulus limnaeus is the source of this 633-nucleotide messenger RNA. RefSeq names its product E3 ubiquitin-protein ligase RNF182. Gene Ontology annotation, biological process: protein ubiquitination. Lineage: Eukaryota; Metazoa; Chordata; Actinopteri; Cyprinodontiformes; Rivulidae. The record is from RefSeq and is a predicted model, not a curated record. The transcript has a single exon. The coding region runs from base 1 to 633 and encodes 210 amino acids. Gene Ontology annotation, molecular function: ubiquitin protein ligase activity.